AUGGUCGGCACUUACCUGGCGGAGUACUGCGUGGACAAGAAGAGGAGCGACCCGAGCUGGAUGGCUGGGAUGGAGCUCGUCAUCGUGCCAGUUGUCAACCCAGAUGGGCUCGUUUACUCACAAACUUCGAAUGCGAUGUGGAGGAAGAACAGGGCCGUGAACGCGGGGUCUUCCUGCCGAGGUGUCGAUCUGAACCGCAACUGGCCCAAGGACUGGAACGGCGGCGAGUCGACGUCCACGAACCAGUGCAGCGAGACCUACGUGGGUCCCUCGUGGGCUUCGGAGCCCGAGACGCAGGCGCUCGGGGCUGUGCUGCUCGAGGCCCCUGUGAAUCUGCACCUGGACAUCCACUCCUAUGGAGAGAUGAUCCUGGGACCCUGGUCGUACACGAACGCCGAUCAUCCCGACAAGGCCACAAUCGACGCCAUUGGAACGGCUAUGCAGAGCGCCAUACAGAGCGUCAACGGGAAGUCCUACCUCUACGGCACCGGCGAUGCGGGCGGAGCGCUCUACCUCGCCUCCGGCGUUGCGCCCGAUUUGUCCACCCACUUGGGCGCUUACGGCUACACGAUCGAAUUGCCGCCUGCCGACGCAUGGGGCAGUGCUGGUUUCCAGCCUGCCACUUCGGAGAUACUCCCAGCGUGCACCGAGAUCUUCGAGGCCGUCAAGGCGAUGGUGGAGUGGUUCAGGGUUCAGGAUCCGACUCCAGCUCCCCCCACCGUGCCUCCAACACCAGUGCCGCCACCGACGCCAGGGCCGAUGUGUGGCGAGAAGGGCCCCGACGACACUUCCUGGGACACGCGACGCGGCGAGCGAAUCGUGGGAGGGCAAGACGCCACGCCAUGCGAGUGGAAGUGGCAAGUCUCCCUCGCGCACCCGAGCUGGGGGCACUUCUGCGGUGGAACUCUGAUUGCCCCGAACUGGGUCCUGACAGCUGCCCACUGCAUGGGGAACUCUUUCGUCGUCGUGGCGGGCAGCUACAGACAACUUGCGACAGAUGCGACAGAGGUGACGUUGACAGUGAAGCAAGUCUAUUCGCAUGAACUUUACGACUCAAGCGAAACAUCGCACGAUUUUGCCCUAGUGGAGCUGGAUAGCGACGCGCCCAUGGACGAUUGCAUUGGAGUAGCAUGCUUGCCAACCGAGGACGUCGCUGUCGGUGAGGAGUGCUUCAUCACCGGCUGGGGUACCGUCUCCUCGGGAGGAUCAUCCCCUAACAGGAUGCAGGAGGCGCAAGUGACCAUCUACAGCAAUGCAGAUUGCGCUGCGGCAUACAGCAACUUUGGCUGGGCGAUCACCGAUGACAUGCUGUGCGCGCACGGCACGAACGGCAACGGCGAAACCACCGACGCUUGCCAAGGAGACAGUGGCGGGCCGCUCGUGUGUGCUUCUGGCAGCGAUGCCUACACCCUGCAUGGAGCCACUUCUUGGGGCUACGGGUGCGCCGUGACAGGUUACCCGGGAGUCUGGAGUCGAGUCAACUUCGUGCGCGAUUGGGUCUACGACGUGAUGGGGACCACUCAGGCCCCAACUUUACAGCCUACGCCGGCUCCGCCGACGCCAGCUCCGCCGCCGACGCUGGCGCCUACGCCGACUCCAACGUCAGCUCCUACCCCAUCUCCGCCGACGCCACCCUGGGACUACAUGUGGCUUUCAGUUACUGGCCCUUGCAGUCUAACUGGGGACUGUGUGCAGAGCCCGAACUAUCCACGCAAAUAUCAGAAUAAUCAGGCGUGCGCAAUUGAGGUAUACCUGAAAAACGUAGGGGCGAUCUCCGUGGAGAGAUUCAUCACAGAGAGUUAUUUUGACACGCUCACCGUCAACGGAGUGGCCUAUUCUGGCAGAAACGGUCCUGAUGGAAUAACCCCGACCAGCACCGUCUAUUGGAAUUCCGAUUACUCCGUGAGGGGCAGAGGGUGGAAAUUGUGCAAAACACCAGAGCCAACGCCGGUUCCAACACCGCCUCCACCAGUUCCAACACCGCCUCCGACUCCACCGGCCUGCAUCAAUGGCGGCGGCUGGGGGCGGCGGCGGCGGAGCUGUGGUCCAAACUGCGGUGGCCGCGGUCGGCGGCGGCGGACUUGCCCGGUCCGGCGGUUGACUGAACUGAGUGGACCCGAAGUCGAUGAGCACGAGGGGAUCGAUGAGCUGAUGGUAGUGGCCACGCCGGCGCCCGCUCUUGUGGCCCAGAUCCCGCAGAUCCCGCAGAGUUCCGAUGCUGAUAUCUUUUACCCGUAG
Molecule: messenger RNA, 2238 nt
Organism: Prorocentrum cordatum
Lineage: Eukaryota; Dinophyceae; Prorocentrales; Prorocentraceae
Source: the annotation of a GenBank genome assembly